Molecule: messenger RNA, 1323 nt
Organism: Morchella importuna
Lineage: Eukaryota; Fungi; Ascomycota; Pezizomycetes; Pezizales; Morchellaceae
Exons: 3
Coding region: 1-1323 (440 amino acids)
Biological process (GO): DNA repair
Molecular function (GO): polynucleotide 3'-phosphatase activity; double-stranded DNA binding; ATP-dependent polydeoxyribonucleotide 5'-hydroxyl-kinase activity
Source: RefSeq, a predicted model, not a curated record
AUGUCUUCCACGCCUAGAAAACGUAAGGCCGAAGCGAGUAGUAGCACCAAUGCCACCAGCGCAAAGAAGAAAACUACAUCUACCGCUACGGCUGCGACGGUAUCCAAUUUCUUCAAACCGGCAUCCCAGAAGGAGCCGGAGCCAACGACGUGGAGACUGGUCUCAAAGUCGCUAUUGGUCGGAAAGUACCAACCCAAGGGGACAGUCGGGAUUGAUGUAGCCGCGGCGGGGAAAGUGAAGAUCGCUGGAUUCGAUCUGGACUCAACCCUCAUCUCCACACUUUCGGGAAAUAAGUUCGCCAAAGACGCUACGGAUUGGAAAUGGUGGGACCCGUCUGUGCCGACCCGGCUUAAAUCACUACAAGCCGAAGGCUAUCAGCUUGUCAUCUUCACGAACCAGAACGGCAUUCCCGACCCGACCAACGAGUCGGUACGCCUAGCGGCGUUCAAGACAAAACUCGCUGCAAUCUUUAAGACGCUGAAUAUACCGGGUAUGUUGGUAUAUGCAGCGACGGCAAACGAUCGAUUUCGGAAGCCGAGGCCAGGAAUGUGGGAGGAGCUCUUAGACGACCUGGACUGCGAUGGAACAGUACCCGAGAGGGCUGCUGAGUUGAAGGAAUGUUAUCUAGUUGGUGAUGCGGCGGGGAGAGAGGGCGACUUCUCAGAUACGGAUCGGAACUGGGCAAUUAAUCUCAAAAUCGGGUUUCACACGCCUGAGGAAUACUUUCUUUCCCAAGCUCCAAAACCUAUGUCCCACAGGUUUGACCCGGCACUCUACAUAACCCCUUCCACCAGUAGUAACGGUAACGAAUCUGCAUUCACCCCCAACCCCCAAUCUCAAGAGAUCAUCCUUUUAUGUGGCUCUCCCGGUAGCGGUAAGUCCACGUUCUACCGGCGCCAUCUCCUUCCCCAUGGCUAUGCGCACAUCAACCAAGAUACCCUCAAGACCAAGCCGCGCUGCCUUAAGGUCGCGCGUGAGCACCUCUCUGCAGGCAAGAGCAUUGCCAUUGAUAACACUAAUGCCGAUAUUGCCACGCGCAAGCUGUGGAUUGAUCUGGCGGGCGAGUUCAAUGCGCCGAUCAGGUGCGUGUACUUCGUAGCAGACGAGGCACUGUGUAUGCAUAACGCUGCUGUGAGGGCGUUUGGUGGGACUUUGGUGAACCCAGAGGGGAGGGAAAUGUUGCCGAGGAUAGCGUUUGCCGGUUUUAAAGGAAGAUUUGUAGAGCCGAAAGUGAUAGAAGGUUUUUCGGAGGUCUCUAGAGUGGCGUUUAAGUGGGAGGGUGAGGAGGAGGAGAGGGGUGUCUGGAGUAGAUUUUGGACUUAG